UGUGUUAAUUAAAGGAAGCCGUCUUUCGACACGAAGGCACAGCCCUAAGGAGUUCCCAAAUUUAUAACCCUGCCUGAUCUCUCGCUCGAUGCAUCUGUGAGAUACAGAGAGAAAAUGGAGAAGAAACUAGUUCCUUGUUUGGUAGUCUCUAUUUUGAUCCUAUGCAGUGUGACCCUUGUUAGAUCAGAUGCAUCUGAUAAUCGUUACAAAGUAGGAGAGGACGUCCCUCUCUAUGUCAACAAGGUUGGACCUUUUCACAAUCCCAGUGAAACAUACCGGUAUUUCGAUCUGCCUUUCUGUUCAUCGGGUCCUACAAAGGACAAGAAGGAAGCCCUUGGUGAACUGUUGAAUGGGGAUCGUUUAGUCACUGCCCCGUACAAACUUGACUUUUUAAACGACAAAGACUCUGAAAUUGCUUGCAAAAACAAGCUGACAAAGGAGCAAGUUGCUCAGUUCCGAGAAGCAAUUUCCAAGGACUUCUACUUCCAAAUGUACUACGAUGACUUGCCCAUUUGGGGUUUCAUAGGGAAAGUUGAAAAGGAAGGCAAGAAUGACCCUAGCGAAUACAAAUAUUACCUCCUUAAGCAUCUUCACUUCACCAUCUUUUACAACAAGGAUCGUGUCAUUGAGAUAACUGCACUAUCCGAUCCGAAAAAUGUUGUGGACCUGACUGAAGAUAAGGAAGUUAAUGUGGAGUUCAUGUAUUCAGUUAAAUGGAAGGAAACAGAAAUUCCAUAUGAGAAAAGGAUGGAGAAAUAUUCACAAUCUUCUUCACUGCCUCAUCACUUGGAAAUUCAUUGGUUCUCAAUCAUUAACUCAUGUGUGACUGUUCUCCUCUUGACUGGUUUUCUUGCAACAAUUCUCAUGCGAGUCCUGAAGAAUGAUUUUGUCAAGUAUGCUCACGAUGAGGAAUCAGCUGAAGACCAAGAAGAGACCGGGUGGAAGUACAUCCAUGGUGAUGUAUUUAGAUAUCCAAAGUAUAAGUCUGUACUUGCGGCAGCAGUUGGCUCUGGCACCCAGCUGUUUACUCUCACAUUUUUCAUUUUCUUACUCGCUCUAGUUGGUGUCUUUUAUCCUUAUAAUCGUGGAGCUCUUUUCACUGCAUUGGUUGUCAUAUAUGCCCUUACAGCUGGGAUUGCAGGCUACACUGCAGCCUCUUUCUUUUGCCAACUGGAAGGAACAAACUGGGUCAGGAACUUGUUGUUAACUGGAGGUCUGUUUUGCGGACCUCUGCUCCUCACGUUCAGCUUUCUUAAUACAGUUGCAAUCACAUAUAGUGCCACUGCAGCAUUGCCUUUUGGAACCAUAGUGGUGAUAUUUCUUAUUUGGGCUUUGGUAACAACACCAUUGCUGGUACUUGGUGGGAUUGCUGGGAAGAAUAGCAAGGCUGAGUUUCAGGCUCCUUGCCGCACCACUAAAUAUCCGAGAGAGAUUCCUUUGUUGCCUUGGUAUCGGAAAACACUUCCUCAGAUGGCCAUGGCUGGGUUCUUACCUUUCAGUGCAAUCUAUAUCGAACUUUACUACAUAUUUGCCAGUGUUUGGGGUCACAGGAUCUACACCAUAUACAGCAUCUUGUUCAUUGUCUUCAUCAUUCUCUUGAUUGUCACUGCUUUUAUAACAGUGGCAUUGACUUAUUUCCAACUUGCUGCUGAAGACCAUGAGUGGUGGUGGAGGUCUUUCCUCUGUGGUGGAUCAACUGGCUUGUUCAUUUAUGGCUAUUGCUUGUAUUACUACUUUGCAAGAUCAGAUAUGUCCGGCUUCAUGCAAACCUCAUUUUUCUUUGGCUACAUGGCCUGCGUUUGUUAUGGUUUCUUCCUCAUGCUUGGAAGCAUUGGUUUCCGUGCUUCCUUGUUCUUUGUCCGCCAUAUUUACCACUCAAUCAAGUGCGAGUAGGAAGUCAUAUGGUUUUCAUUGUGUUCAGUGAGUAGGAUCCCUUACUUUCUCUUAGCAGGCUUAAUUGAAGGAAACUCUGCUCAUUUGUAUUGAUGAAGGUAGUCUUCUAUUGUUUCGCAUUAUGUUACAGGAGAAGCAACAGUUGGCUGGGAAAAUGUCUUCUGGGAUUGCAGGAGCCUUUAUCCCACUACUUUGAAGGAUGACCGCACAUCAAAUGGAGGACUUCUGUAAUAACCUUUUUUUGAUAGGAGAGGAACAUAUAGGACCUUAGAAUGCUGUUAUAAGAAUCUGUGGUGCUUAAAUGUGAGCACAAGCCAUCGUUUUGAAUGUAUUCUAGAACUUUAAGAAGCCUUAGAAUUUGUGUUCCUGGUAGCAGCACUUUGAACAUUCUUAUUUCCACAAUUUAUUACAGCAGCAAGAUAUAUUUCCCAUCA
Molecule: messenger RNA, 2327 nt
Organism: Populus trichocarpa (black cottonwood)
Lineage: Eukaryota; Viridiplantae; Streptophyta; Magnoliopsida; Malpighiales; Salicaceae
Product: transmembrane 9 superfamily member 4
Exons: 7
Coding region: 115-1893 (592 amino acids)
Biological process (GO): protein localization to membrane
Cellular component (GO): membrane
Source: RefSeq, a predicted model, not a curated record